AGUGGAAGAGUUCCUCUCACUUAACAGCAUCUCUUCUCUCUCCCACGGUUGCUUCCAGGUCCCACCACGUAGGGAGGGGAUUGGAGACGCCGAGCUCCACCGGAGGCGAAGGCGGAGGCGCGUGGCGCGCCCUCGGACUCCUCGCUGGGGGUAAACUGCAAAAAAAAUAUAGGAGUGGACUCUGGCGCAUUGCUGGAAGAGACACCUCCGGCUCUGGUUGUACGAGUUGGUGGUCGUCUCUCCAGAUCCGAUGCUCUUCCUGGUCGAUGGCGCGAAACCGUGGUGGCUAAAUCCUUUCUUCCCGCUUGAGUAGACAACAUCGCCUUUCCCUCGCAAUGCCACCGAAAAGAGGUGCUGCUGGCACCCGCUGCACCACCUCUGCUGCCCAUGGCGCCACCGAGUUUGCCACCGGCAGCCGAUCCGUCGCGGGCCAAUCCGCCGCCCAGUUCGUCGUUGAAGCUGCCACCCAGUUGGCCGCCCAAGCCACCACCCCAACCAUCGCCCUCGUUCUUAGAUAUGCUUCAAAGUCUUGUUUUUCAGGACAAAAUGGACCUUGCACCUCAGGGUUUGAUAACACAGCAACAAAAGGCAAAUGAGCGAAGGCCAGUUGGUAGCUCACAAAUUUGGACACGGUAUGGUGUUCUGCUUCCAAGCCAGCAGACUCGAAAGCUAAAAGAAUGGAUUCUGACUGAUGAGCAGCAACAGCUUGUUAAUGCUAGUGGUCUUGGACAUCUGGCACUUACCACUGGGUUUACCAUUGACCGUUCUUUGCUGACAUCUUUUUGUGAAAGAUGGAAUAAUGAAACAAAUACUGCACAUUUCAUGGGAUUUGAGAUUGCGCCUUCACUUCGUGAUGUUUCAUAUAUUCUUGGCAUUCCAGUGACUGGUCAUGUGGUGACCGCAGAGCCAAUUGGUGAUGAAGCUGUGAAGCGGAUGUGCUUGCAUUAUUUAGGAGAGAGCCCUGGAAAUGGAGAGCAACUGUGUGGCUUAAUUAGGCUGACUUGGUUGUAUAGGAAUUUUCAUCAACUACCUGAACAUCCAACCAUCAAUAAGAUUGCAUAUAGCACCCGAGCUUACCUUCUAUACCUUGUUGGUUCCACCUUGUUUCCUGACACCAUGAGGGGAUUUGUAUCCCCAAGAUAUCUACCACUGUUGGCAGAUUUUGGGAAGAUCCGUGAGUAUGCUUGGGGGGCUGCAGCCCUUGCUCAUUUGUAUAGGGGAUUGUCUGUUGCAGUAACACCUAAUGCCACAACACAGUUUCUCGGCAGUGCAACUUUGCUCAUGGCCUGGAUUUAUGAGUAUCUUCCUAUUACUCAACCACAACAGAAGAACCAGAGCACAUUGCUGCCCCGGGCUUGCCGGUGGAACUUUGGAGGAGCAACACGUGGACAGAGAAAAAAAGUCAUGGACUGGAGAAAAGUUUUUGAGCAACUUCAAUUUUCCGAGGUCAACUGGAACCCUUACAAGGACAUGAAUCCAGCAAUUGUUCCGGAAUAUUGCAUUGCAGCAGAUAACAUCUGCUACUCUCGUACUUGGCUAAUCAGCUUUAACAUAAAGGAGGCGUAUGUGCCUGACAGGUUUGCUAGGCAGUUCGGGAGGGAACAAGGACGCCUCCAUGGUGUGCCAAUGUGGACAAGAAGAACUUGGAGUAAGUGGAAAGACUGGAGGACUGAGUAUGCUCGUGAGAUUGAGGAGUUCCAUCAAUUGGUUGGCUGCCAUUUCACCCCUCCUGCGGAAACCAAUAUCAACUCCUUUCCACUACAUGAGUCUAGUGCUGGACAGAAUGAUGCAGGAUGCAGUCUGAAUAUCUCUCAUAAUUUUUCUGCAAUGGUUGAAGAUUUGAAAAAUGAUCUCCCAGUAAUUGGUCGAUAUCUUGAGGGAAACUUGCUUCCUUCAGAUGUUGCAAGCUUCCUAGAGAGGGUGAGCACGAUGAUCAAGAGUUAUACCCCACCACAGGGCAGCCGAAGGAAAGAUCGAGUAAGUCAUGGCCCCGCUGACCCAGUCAGGUCAAAGAACCCAAGAAAAAGGGGAAGACAUUCACUCUUUCAAGAUUCUUUUCCUCAUCGGUAUCUAGGCACCCCGGUAAACAUAGUGUUUGAUGGCACCAUUCCUCUACUAAAUGGGGGUGAGGCAUUGAAGGAACAAGUGGCCAUGGAUCCCUGGCGGGUCUCCCAGUCCCAUUUGACGAUGACCACAUCUUCUUCAUCUCUAGACUCAAGCUCACCAGAAUCAAUGAAGCGGAGGCGGGAAGGUGGGGAUGAAAUUCCAAUCACAAGGGACACUGAUUGCCUCCAAAGUGGAAGGCUCUGUGUGCAGCUGAAAAUGUUCAAGCACAGAGAUGGAGUGAAUGCCGAGGCAGCUAAUCCGAUUUUCCGCUGACGAAGACAAAACUUCGCUUGGUCUUCAUAUUGUACAAAGUAGCAAAGAAACAUGACUUGUUUGCUGCACUGCUGACAGUUAGCUGGCCACCAACACCGCUCUGCGGUAUUGCUGUCUGCAAUUUGCGAGGAUUUUCCUGUGUUUAUAUCGUUGUGAAACAGUUGCCUCUGUGAAAUAGAUGCCUUUUCAGAAGCGAUAGAGUUGUAACUGUUUAUGACAAUUAACAUGGCUAUUAAAGGGGCAAGUCUUUUGGCACA
This is a messenger RNA of Zea mays, 2636 nucleotides long. Its product is annotated as hydrolase/ protein serine/threonine phosphatase. Lineage: Eukaryota; Viridiplantae; Streptophyta; Magnoliopsida; Poales; Poaceae. The coding region runs from base 388 to 2379 and encodes 663 amino acids. The transcript has 7 exons. The record is from RefSeq and is a predicted model, not a curated record. Gene Ontology annotation, biological process: meristem maintenance; meristem development.